Ornithodoros turicata is the source of this 355-nucleotide messenger RNA. RefSeq lists its product as uncharacterized. The transcript is spliced from 5 exons. The record is from RefSeq and is a predicted model, not a curated record. Bases 20 to 355 code for a protein of 111 amino acids. Lineage: Eukaryota; Metazoa; Arthropoda; Arachnida; Ixodida; Argasidae.
AGUUGCAACGUCGUUCAUAAUGGCUUGCAAGAAUACCUUGAUCAAUAUGAACAUAAAGGCAGACAUAAUAUAUCGCAACCUUCCACAGAUGUGUCACACGGUGCGGUUGUGUUACGGGUACGCGGACCCCUUUAAGAAUGCUACUCUACAAGAGCUGCGAGAAGAAUUCUGGGUCUGUUUGGAGAAAUACCUCAAGUUAUUGGAGAUCCUUUUUCCGGGGGUGUUAGCCGAAGGCAGAUUCAUUGCGGAAGAUGUUGUGAAGUCUUUUGGGGCCUGCGCAAAAAAUCUGCUCCCCGCUGACCAGGACGAGAUGCUGGUAUUGGUAACAUUCCUCAAAGACUUCGUUACCGGAUGA